AUGCGCAGCUAUUUGAAAUUCGUGACGCCACACAAGAUAACUCAGACUUUAAUCGUACCUUCUGGAAUUCCAGAGGAGACAACGAAUCUCGAGGAACUUUGUCCUGUGCGUGCACUGUUCUUGUCUGGUGUGUGGUGGAACGUUGAACCAACGCAUUAUUAUAUAGUCAGAGGCAACCGUAUCUGUCAUUUCGUCGCUCCUCAGUACAACACACAUGGGAACUAUUUAAUUGGACCGACGAAAGUUGAUCCAUACGAUACGACACCAUCGAAUUGUGCGGACGAUAGCUACGCGUUUGAUCAGUACUUUUAUCAUGGAAGUUUUGGCUACUAUUCCUUCUACGAGGAGCAGACUGGAACCUACUGCGCAAAGGACAACAUUGUGUACAUUUACGGUCAUGGCCUGGGUUCGUUUGAUAUUAACGGAUCAUUCCUCGCUAAAGACCGGGGCAACUCUGGCUAUUGA
Phytophthora nicotianae INRA-310 is the source of this 465-nucleotide messenger RNA. RefSeq lists its product as hypothetical. The record is from RefSeq and is a predicted model, not a curated record. Bases 1 to 465 code for a protein of 154 amino acids. Lineage: Eukaryota; Oomycota; Peronosporomycetes; Peronosporales; Peronosporaceae. The transcript has a single exon.